This is a messenger RNA of Rhinichthys klamathensis goyatoka, 1574 nucleotides long. Its product is annotated as TATA box-binding protein-associated factor RNA polymerase I subunit A-like. Lineage: Eukaryota; Metazoa; Chordata; Actinopteri; Cypriniformes; Leuciscidae. The transcript has 10 exons. Bases 74 to 1411 code for a protein of 445 amino acids. Gene Ontology annotation, cellular component: RNA polymerase I transcription regulator complex. Gene Ontology annotation, biological process: transcription by RNA polymerase I. The record is from RefSeq and is a predicted model, not a curated record.
UGUUAGGUGUAUUUUAUUCACAUACUUCAUAACAGUCUCAAGAGGAAAGCAAUUCUCCGUAAAGCAGUGAGCCAUGGAUGAUGUAGAGGCUGAUGGUUUUCCACAGGAUGAAUUGACAAAUCGGGAACUGGUUAAAUCGCCCGUUAACCUCGAAUUGUGGACAGAUGACAAAGGAGUUCCCACAGAGAUCUUCUUCACCAAGUCGAACAGAAAGUGUCUGAAGCGGCUCAGAGAUGCGAUGCUGCUUCAUAACUGGCAGGAGGCUGCGGUUUAUUACAACUCUUACAUUCAGGCACUGGAGGCCAGGAAUAGCAUUAAAGUGCAUCCAACGGCUUCUGAGAUCACAUGGAGAAUAGGCACAGAAAUUCUGCGUCAUCUCCCUAACGCCACCGCUGAAGAUUUCAACGCUGUAAAUGAACAGUUGAAAAACAAUGGAGUCAAAAACUUCUCGAAGAUCUGUUUGGAGCAUUGCUUUCAUCUCCUACUAAACGGGCAGAUGGAAGAAGCCAAGCGGCAGCUGUCCGUCGGAGAGAGCUGGAGAUAUGGCAACUUCUCGAUUGCUCAGGGUGAGGCCAAAAAUCUCAUCCGUGCGUACAGCGGUUUCCUAGAUUACUUGAUCUGGUGUGAGAAGAAGUCCUCUACAGCUGGAACCGAUGAGGCGAGCCGUAACCAUGAGAUGCACAGCUACUUCAGAUAUGCUUCUGUGACCCUGAAGGACAUCAUCAGUCAGCCUGGAAUCUGGGACCCUUUUGUGUUGGGUUACAUUAAUAUGCUGGAGUUUUACAACGAUGAGGACGGCGCUCUGCAGAUUCUGGAGAAUUACGCUUACAACAAGGAUUUCCCAAUCAAUCCCAAUGCUCAUGUGUACCUGUACCAGUUCCUCAAGAGACACAAUGCCCCAAAUGACAGACUGAUCAGGUCAUUAAGGAUUCUGCACUCUUUAGUCCCGAGUCAUGAACUGAUGCUGGAUCUCUGCUCUCUCCUGCUGAGCACCCGCCUCAUGAGUGAUCUAGAAGAAGCUCUCAGCGUUUCAAUGGACCUUCUGGAGUUUUCCAGUUGGAAAUGUGACAUGAAGGCUUGGUCGUGUCUUCUGAACAUUAUGAAUUUACUAAAACAGAAAAAGCGCAAGGAGUUUGUAUUGAAGGAAUGGGACGCCAGGCGACCGCUGUGGUUCUCCUUUCACUUCAGAAUCCAUUUCGCCAGGGUAGACCUGGUGGAGAACGUCAGUCUUCUGCAGAUCAAGAGUGAAGUUUUAAAGGGUCUAGGUGAACGCUUUUUAGAAUACAGAAGAUACGCUCAAAACUUAAAGAGAAAAUCUGAAAGUAAAACAAAGGAAUGCGCAUUGAGGAAGAGCAAGAAAAGGAAGGUAAAGAAGGAAAAGAUGGAGAAGGAAAAAAAGAAGAAAAGAUGAAGACCAAGAAGUCCAAGUAAAAGAUACAAUAAACAUGUAAAAUUUUGAUGUUUUCUAGAUUUGUACCAGACAACGUUAUAGUUGUCCAUGUAUGACACAAGACUCUCUUUAUAUACUGUGUAUCUGCUCAUGUUGAGCUUCACUUUCUAUUAAAAUUAUGGAA